AUGGCUCGUCGCUGCCCGCCAACCCGAAGGACACUAAGAAUCCUUGCAUUCCUCACACUUCUUCUGCUCUUCUCACUACAUUCCUUUGAACUUUUGCCCUCCCCGACGCGCCGGUAUGAUACCCGGCCGUGGAUCCCAUGUCCGGCUGGCUCGUCAUCCUUUCACGCAUCCUGCAACGUCCCUCGGACGGCAGUUGCCCCUUCCGUCCAGGUGAUCGUCAAGACCGGUGGUUCGGAGCCGCUCGAACGACUUCGCGCUCAGCUCGCCACUCUACUCUCUGAAGUCCCGUCCGAGAACCUCCUCAUCUUCUCCGACCUGGAAGGGGAUGUCGAUGGGUACCGCGUCCAUGAUAUAUACGCGAACAUCUCCCAGCUGGAACGCAGCCACUACCCUGAAUUCAAGCUGUACGACGAACAGCUCGCGUACAAGACCCAAGGGAGAGAUACCCGCGAGCUGGACGGCGGGUGGCGCUUGGACAAGUACAAGAACCUGCCGAUCAAGCGGAGGAUAUGGCAGAUGCAGCAGCAGCAGCAAGCGCGCACCCACCACCACCCGCUGAUGAAAUGGUUCGUCUUCAUCGACACGGACACCUUCGUCGAGUGGGACAACCUGUUCGGCCUCCUGGAGACGAUGGACCCGUCCGAAGAGCUGUACCUGGGCAGUCCCGUCUGGAUCCAGCAAACGGUGCCGCCGCGUCUCCGGUACGAGUUUGCGCACGGCGGAAGCGCCUACGUCCUCUCCUACGGCGCGCUGCGAACGCUCAAUACGGUCGAGCCGUCGUCGUCGUCGGAUCUGUCGCCUGGGUGGCUGGAUCCGUCGAGUCCGAUGUACAGUCAGUUCGGGCUGGACAUGAGCGGUAUCUGCUGCGGUGACGAUGCCGUCGCGAGGGCGCUGCGGGAUCGAGGCGUCCGGAUGAAGGGGUACUGGCCGCUCUUCAAUGGCGAGAUACCCGCGACGAUAGCCUACGGGAAGGACCUGUGGUGUGAACCGGUGAUCUCCCUGCACCACAUCGGCGAGCAGAAUCUCUCUUCGUUGUGGCACUGGGUUGCGGAGUGGAAGCGCCGGACCAGGAAUCAGCAGCCCCUCCUCUUCAGCGACCUCUUCGACUACAUCGCAGCCGACUUCUCCUCCUCUUCCCCCUCCUCCCGCCGCCGUGACAACUGGCACAACAUGAUCGAUACCCCAGACCGCACCCACCACCACCACGCCGGAUCCUCCUUCUCGGCCUGCCGCGCCGCCUGCGACGCCGACCGGCGCUGCUUCCAGUUCCUCUCCCACGGCACGAGAUGCGACAUCUCGUACUCCAUCCGCCUCGGCCAAGCGCGUCCUCCGGCAGACCACAAUGCCUCGGGUGACGAGGAGCGGUACAUUUCCGGCUGGAAUACGGACCGGAUCAGAGAAUGGACGGCUAGAAAUCACUGUCGCGCAGCGCACUGGGUACAUUCCAAUCCCUAG
Drepanopeziza brunnea f. sp. 'multigermtubi' MB_m1 is the source of this 1455-nucleotide messenger RNA. The record is from RefSeq and is a predicted model, not a curated record. NCBI's taxonomy places the organism in Eukaryota, Fungi, Ascomycota, Leotiomycetes, Helotiales, Drepanopezizaceae.